CAGCAGCGGACCUCCUCGCCCGCCAGAGGCCAGCCCUCGGCCACCAACAACACCAUGAAUCGACCAAACGCACAAAUAGAUAGACGCCUGCGAUGAGGCGGCGCCGGGCCGCAGCCCUCUGGGCUGUGGCCGUCACAAGCCUGCUGGGGGCUGGGCAGCCCCAGGAGGGCGCCCCGCCGCAGUGCCUGCCCGGCGACGCCAAGACCUGCAGCCCCGGGCUUGAUCUGGAGGACGCACAUGUUGCGGUGAGGACGGCCGCGGCGGCGCUGUGGAGUCGCGACGAGGUCGAGGGCCGACGGCGGAUCGACAGUAGUAGAGAGGCGCUGCCCAACUUCUAUCUUGAUUAUGUGAACGAGACCGUGCGCAUCGCGCCGCCGCGGCCGGUCGCGCCGUGCCUGGGCGUGCAGGUCGUGCUCGGCUUCUGUCGGGGCGGCGCGGCGACGGUCGGCGCGUUUCAGAGGGAUGUGCUCGCGCCGGCGUUGCAGCGGUCCGUGCCGGCGGCGGCCUGUUCAUUGAAUGACGCGCCGCCCGUCCAGUCCAAGGGCGGUCCAUCGAUUGCUGGGAGCAGUAUCCUGAAAUCGAACGCCCUGGACGCGUUCAAACGAGGUACACUUAGUAAAGAUAGGACGGUCUACGUGGCCAUGGGCGAGCCAAAUACUAGAAGGGAGCUCGCCUUGGCCGCGGCGGAGCACGUGACACUGUUGACCCAAGCUGAGCUCGCCUGGGGCAUUCACGCGGAGCCGGAACUACAAAAUAGGCCGACGUCCUACUUUUUGCUGCUCCGAGAUCCGAUAUCUCGCUUGUUGAGCGACUUUGUCGCGUGGCGCGACGAGCCGCCGACUUCCUUACGAGCGCGGCACCCGCUCGCCAUAAAAGCCAAAAAGGGGAUCCGCGAGUUCGCCGAGGCCACCGCGAACUAUCAUUUACGGUUCCUGGGCAACGACACGCGCUGCGCGCCGCGGCGGUCGGCCUGCGCGUCGCUGACGUCGUUUGAUCAAUCGCUGAAACGCGCGAACGCGCCGCGGUCGCCCCUCUCGUCGGCGGUCGCGACGCAGCCCUGCCACCUGGACUACGGCGCCGAGGACGCGCGCGUGUUCUCCUGCGCGUUGGCGACGCCCGAGAAUAUUUUGAGGGAGCACUUGGCCUACGUGAAGCGAAACGUGCACAGCCUGUAUUUCGCCGUCGGGCUCCACGAGCGGUUGGCGGAGUCCAUGGUGCUCUGGCGGGCGGCCGCGAGGCACCACGACGCCCAGAACUGGCCCGCGCCGGCCUGCGUGCCGCGGCUCGCGCCGCAGGCGCCCGCGCGGCUGCGGCUCGAGCCGGGCGACGUCGACGUUAUUCGGGAGCUGAACGCCCUGGAUCUCGAGCUGUACGACACGAUCCGCGCGGCGUUCCAGAUGCAGCUCCUCUCUGCCAAACGGCACGCGGGGCCCGGCGUCGCGGAGCUCCUCGCCGCGGCGCGGAACGGGUCGCUGCCGUCGUGCUCGCCCGAGCCGGAACCGAGCGGUCCUCCUGUAACCUAGUCUUUAGUUUUUA
Molecule: messenger RNA, 1536 nt
Organism: Pelagomonas calceolata
Lineage: Eukaryota; Pelagophyceae; Pelagomonadales; Pelagomonadaceae
Source: the annotation of a GenBank genome assembly